Molecule: messenger RNA, 675 nt
Organism: Pelobates cultripes (western spadefoot toad)
Lineage: Eukaryota; Metazoa; Chordata; Amphibia; Anura; Pelobatidae
Source: the annotation of a GenBank genome assembly
AUGAAAAGUCCCAGAAAGAACCAUCAGCGUACUCAGGAAGAACUGGAACCAUUACAGAAUGAUAGAAACUUCCAUUAUAGAGACACUUUAGAGUCUAAACCCUAUAGAGAAGCACAUAAAAGGAGCACAUACACUAAAGAACCACCCCACACCACAUACAGACAUCCCCAUAAUAAGCAAAGAAAUCAAAAUAGAAGCUACAGUGACGUAGUCAAACAAGGCCCAUACAAAUAUGAUAGAAAGUCUCCAUACCAUGAUAAUUUAAGUAGAACAAAGAAGACGUCCUCGUACAGAUUGAAAGAAGGAGGAGAAUAUGGAAAAGAGGAAAGACUUCCUCCCAAAAGAGACUAUCCAGACACAGGUAACAGAGGCAAUACUAAUUCUAAUCUUAGCCCGAAAAGCUAUCCAAUGAAAGAACAAAGAAGAAAUGAAAAAGAUAGCAAAUAUUAUGAUGACAAAACAAGACCGAUACGAAUUAGAGAAAGAACAUCAGAAGAUCAUCAAAUUGCAUCAGCACCUUCAUCUUUGGUUUUUCGGAGGGAACCAAUCCAAGAGAGACUCAAAUGGCAAGAGAAACCUCCAUCAUGGGAAUCCCCAGGCAAACGUCAGAGACCGACAGAUUACGACUCAGAAGAGGAAGAGAUAAGAAACAAAGGAAAAAGAGGGAAGAAAUAA